Brachypodium distachyon (stiff brome) is the source of this 2506-nucleotide messenger RNA. RefSeq lists its product as uncharacterized. Lineage: Eukaryota; Viridiplantae; Streptophyta; Magnoliopsida; Poales; Poaceae. The record is from RefSeq and is a predicted model, not a curated record. The coding region runs from base 262 to 2319 and encodes 685 amino acids. Gene Ontology annotation, biological process: lipid metabolic process. The transcript has 5 exons. Gene Ontology annotation, molecular function: glycerophospholipid phospholipase A1 activity.
UCUUCCGCCUCCUUCCUACCUCCAUGGCUCCACCCAGUCCUCCUCCUCUUCCCCAUAUAUAGGGCCUCUCCUCCGCCCGUGCUUCUCUCUCCCUCCAUCUCUCUCUCUCUUUCAUUGCCGCCUCUCUCUCUCUCUUUCUCCACCACGCUAUUAACAACGGCUAACUCGUGCGCCGCGAUACGGCCGCAAAAGGCUUAACCGCGUGCCUCGGGGCCCAAGGGAUCGAGGAGAGAAGAGGUUUGCACUUCGGGACGAGACGCCAUGGACGCGCUGAGGUUUCUGGGCGGCGUCCGGCCCGCGGCGCCGCCACCGCAGCCUCCGGUCGCGCCCGCCUCGGUGGCGCCGCCGCCCGUACAGCGGCAGCAGCCGCGUGCCGCGUUGCCGAGGCUGUGGCCGCGCGGCGAGAGGGCGGGCGCCGCCGCGCCCGCGGGCGGGCAAGUACGCGGCGAGGAAGCGGGGACGAGGCCCGAGGCGGAGGAGCGGAAGCAGGGCAACUGGGUGCUGCAGAUGCUGCGGGUGCAGCCGAGGUGGGUGGAUGAGGCGGACGCGGAGGCCGGCGGCGGCGGAGACGGAGGACGGGUAUCCGAAGAGGCGCCGGGCGUCGCGGGAGGCGAGAGGUGCGCGUCGUGCGGCGGUGGCGGCGAGGAGGAAGGGUGCCCCGUGGGGGCGGACGAGGGCGACGGCGAGGUGUUCGACCGCGCGUCCUUCUCGAGGCUCCUGCGGAAGGUGUCCAUCGGGGAGGCCAAGGAGUACUCCAGGAUGUCCUACCUCUGCAACAUCGCCUACAUGAUCCCCAGGAUUCAGCCAAAAUGUCUCCGCCGGUACAGCUUGCACUUUGUGACCUCAUCAGUGCAAGAGAAGGAGAGAACUAAUCCUGAUCAGCAGAAGGAGCAGAGCACAGAGAGAGGUGAAUCUCCAGAUCAAAAAUCCGAAGUUGUCAAGAAUGUCGCGCUGGGAAUCGAGGAGAAAGGAAAUGGACCAGGCAUAAACCCCUUCGGUGCAUACCAAAUCAUGUCGUCUGCUGCCUCAUACUUACAAUCCCAGGCCAUGGGCAUCAAUCCCUUCCGUUCCAGGAGUGAUGGUAAGAAUGAUCCAACCAUCAUGGCCAUUAUGAAUGGUGAAGACGGUGAAGGUUUAACCUUGGACGAAGCCUCAUUUGUGGCCACGACAAAUUCGGUAACUUCCAUGGUUUCUGCGAAAGAAGAAACAAGACAAGCUGUUGCAGAUGAUUUGAAUUCUUCACGAUCCUGUCCCUGUGAAUGGUUUAUUUGCGAUGAUGAUCAAGGCAGUACAAGAUACUUCGUAGUGCAGGGCUCAGAGUCGAUCGCUUCUUGGCAGGCCAACCUACUAUUUGAACCCGUCAAAUUUGAGGGGCUUGAUGUGCUCGUUCACAGGGGAAUAUACGAGGCUGCCAAAGGAAUAUAUCACCAAAUGUUGCCGUUUAUCAAAUCUCACUUGAAAAGUUACGGUAAAUCUGCAGCAUUGCGAUUUACUGGUCAUUCUCUUGGUGGGAGUCUGGCUUUGCUUGUGAAUCUUAUGUUAUUGAUGAGAGGAGAGGCACCGACUUCAUCAUUGUUGCCUGUUAUAACAUUUGGUGCGCCAUGCAUCAUGUGCGGCGGUGACCACUUGCUUCGUAAACUUGGAUUGCCGAAAAGUCAUGUGCAAUCAAUCACAAUGCAUCGGGAUAUUGUUCCUCGGGUAUUUUCAUGCAACUACCCUGACCAUGUCGCUAACAUUCUGAAGCUCGCCAAUGGAAAUUUCCGCAGUCACCCGUGCCUUACAAACCAGAAACUCUUGUACGCCCCAAUGGGGGAAGUCCUUAUCUUGCAGCCAGACAAGAGGCUAUCCCCACACCACCACCUCCUCCCGGAGGACAGCGGCAUCUACCACCUGGGCGACUCAUCGGCGGCAGCUGGCAUCUCCCUGCGGCAGCUCCAGUCCGCCAUGUCGGCCUUCUUCAAUUCCCCGCACCCGCUGGAGAUCCUCAAGGAUGGCGGCGCCUAUGGGCCCAAGGGUUCCGUGUACCGGGACCAUGACGUGAACUCGUACCUCCGGUCUGUCCGCGGCGUGGUCCGCAAGGAGGCACGGCGGCUCCGGGAGGCUGAGCGGGAGCGGUGGGGGCUCCUCCUGUGGUGGCCACUUGCCGUGCACGGCGUCCUGACCAACGGCUUCAGCGGCAGUGGGCUGCACGGCGUCGGCGAGGUCGCGUACGCCGUGGCGCGGCGUCUCCAGAGGCAUGCGCGGAUGGUGGUGCUGUUCCUGCUGCCGGCGAAGCUGCUCGUCCUGGGCGCUCUCCUGGCCGUCAGAUUGAAGUGGUAGAUGAUUAAUUUACGUCCGUCCCCCCGUUCGUUUGUUCGUUCACGAUUCUUUUGUCCGAGUUAGCGUGGUCAGAAUGCUCGGAUGAGGUUCCAUCUGGGCAAAAUGUGUGUAUACCUCUGACUGAAUCACAGAUUAGAUCAAAGUCCCUAGCAACAUGCAGCUCAAAAUAGCAUCAUCUUAUCGUUGU